UUACCGCGAGCUUCACGCAGCUUUGAACAUGGCAAGUAACGAUACGCCGUCAGCUGAUGGUGAGGCUGUGAAAAAGGAUCAAAAUGAUAGUUAUGACAAACGGUGUAUUUUCUGUAAAAUUGUGAACGGGGAGAUGAACACCGAGCUUCUAUACAGCGAUGAAGACACAUCAUGUUUUAGAGACAUAAAACCUGGGGCCCCUCAUCACUAUCUUGUUGUGCCAACAAAACAUGUAGGGAAUUGUAAAUCACUUCACAAAGAACAUAUUCCACUAGUGGAGAAAUUAGUGGAAACUGGGAAAGAAGUUCUUCGGAAGAACAACUACAGCGAUUUAAGUGACAUCAGGUUUGGGUUCCACUUGCCUCCAUUCCAGUCUGUCACACAUCUGCACCUCCAUGUGCUAGCACCUGCCAGUCAAAUGGGCUUUAUGUCUCGCUUCAUCUACCGUCCAGACUCCUACUGGUUUAUAACGGUGGAUCAGUUGCUCCAAAGGCUGAACUCAAUGGACUAACAGAAACACACACACAAACACACACACACACACAGAGCACACCACACCAAUAUAAGGGAAUGUAAGUAGAGGACAAGUGGUAAUAUUAAGGUAUUAAUCCUGGCAAUUCCAUUCAUACAAGCUGAGUACAAUUUCAGCUACUUUUGAAUCCUCAGAAUGUGAAUUUCUUGACAAAUAAUGACAAUUAAAGUGAACUGUUUUA
Electrophorus electricus (electric eel) is the source of this 713-nucleotide messenger RNA. RefSeq names its product histidine triad nucleotide binding protein 3 (gene hint3). Gene Ontology annotation, molecular function: catalytic activity. NCBI's taxonomy places the organism in Eukaryota, Metazoa, Chordata, Actinopteri, Gymnotiformes, Gymnotidae. The record is from RefSeq and is a predicted model, not a curated record.